GUGUUUUUGUAACUAAAUUAACAUGGCUCGAAUGAACCGCCCAGCUCCCGUGGAAGUCACACACAAGAGCAUGAGAUUCCUCAUCACUCACAACCCAACCAAUGCAACCUUAAACAAGUUUAUAGAGGUAAGAGCAGAUACUUUCCCCUUUGAUGAUGGAGCGCCACCGUCCAACCAGAUUGUCGACGACUGGUUAAAUCUUGUGAAAGUUAAGUUCCGUGAAGAACCUGGGUGUUGUAUUGCUGUCCACUGUGUUGCAGGCCUUGGGAGAGCUCCAGUGCUCGUUGCCCUAGCAUUAAUUGAAGGCGGGAUGAAGUACGAAGACGCGGUGCAGUUCAUCCGACAAAAGCGGCGCGGAGCUUUUAACAGCAAGCAACUUUUAUAUCUGGAGAAGUAUCGUCCUAAAAUGCGGCUGCGCUUUAAAGACUCCAACAGUCACAAGAACAACUGUUGCAUGCAAUAAAACUGGGGUGCCUGAUGCUACUGCCUCGGACCUGGAGCUUGAGGCAGGACCUGAUGGCGUGCAUACUA
Octodon degus (degu) is the source of this 531-nucleotide messenger RNA. Its product is annotated as protein tyrosine phosphatase type IVA 1. Gene Ontology annotation, cellular component: nucleus. The coding region runs from base 23 to 463 and encodes 146 amino acids. NCBI's taxonomy places the organism in Eukaryota, Metazoa, Chordata, Mammalia, Rodentia, Octodontidae. Gene Ontology annotation, molecular function: protein tyrosine phosphatase activity. The transcript has 4 exons. Gene Ontology annotation, biological process: protein dephosphorylation. The record is from RefSeq and is a predicted model, not a curated record.